AUGGAUCCCGCCGGGUCGAUGGGAAUGGCGCCGCUGGCGGCGUGGCCGGCGCUGGGCGGGAUCGGGCGGGCGUGGAUGGGCGGGCCGGCGCACAAAGACGGCAAGGUGAUGCACCCCGACCUGCUGAACCCCGACCUGAAGGAGCUGCAGUACGCGGUGCGCGGGGAGCUGUACCUGAAGGGGGAGGAGCUGAGGAAGGCGGGCAAGGAGAUCAUCUUCACCAACGUUGGCAACCCUCAUGCCCUUGGUGCCAAACCAUUGACAUUCCCCCGCCAGGUCCUGGCCCUUGUGGCUGCGCCAUUCCUACUGGAUCACCCAAAGGUCAGUGAGAUGUUCCCAUCCGAUGCCAUCGCCCGAGCCAAGAAGUUGCUAGUUGACUUCAAGGGGGGAAUUGGAGCCUACAGCGACUCGAAGGGAAACCCAGUAGUCAGGCAGGAAGUCGCAGACUUCAUUGAAAAGCGGGAUGGCUUCCCAGCAAACCCCGAGAACAUCUUUUUGACGGACGGCGCCAGUGUGGCUGUGAGACUGGCCCUGGAGGCGAUGAUCAGAGACAGCGAUGAUGUCGUUAUGGUGCCCAUUCCUCAAUACCCUCUCUACUCGGCAUCCAUAGCCCUGUAUGGUGGCUCUCUGGCUGGCUAUUACCUGGAUGAGUCCCAGGGAUGGUCCAUGGACAUGAACUCUGUGCGGCAAGUGAUCAAGGAUCAGAGGAGUAAGGGGAAGUGUGUGAGGGCCAUUGUGUACAUCAACCCUGGAAAUCCCACAGGGCAGUGUUUGUCCUAUGCCAACCUGCAGGAGCUCAUCAAGUUUGCCCACGAGGAGAAGGUGGUGCUUCUGGCCGAUGAGGUGUACCAAGAGAAUGUGUACCAAGACAAGCUGCCCUUUGUGUCCUCCAAGAAGGUCUUGAUGGAGAUGGGUGGGGAUGCAGCACGUGAUGUGGAGCUGAUAUCCUUCCACACUGUGUCCAAGGGGUCCCCUGGGGAGUGUGGGCUGAGAGGGGGCUACGCGGAGUUCACCAAUAUGCACCCUGACACCAUGGCAGAGCUGUACAAGGCCGUGUCGAUCAAUCUAUCGCCCAACACCGUUGGCCAGGUCAGCAUGUCGCUUCUUGUCAACCCCCCUAAACCUGGAGACGUCUCUUAUGACCAGUACAAGCAGGAGAGGGAGGCAGAGAUUGCCAGCUUGAGACGACGGGCCCACCUUGUCACUGACGGCUUCAACGCCAUGGAGGGGUUCUCCUGCAAUUUUGUGGAGGGUGCGAUGUAUGCCUUCCCCAAGGUGGAGAUUCCGGCCAAGGCCGUGGAAAAGGCCAAGUCAUUGGGCAAGAGCCCCGAUGUGUUCUAUUGCCUGAGGCUGCUGGAGGAGACAGGCAUCAGCACAGUGCCUGGGUCAGGAUUCGGACAGAAGGAGGGCACCUUCCAUCUGAGAACUACCAUCCUGCCCCGAGAGGAGAAGAUGAAGGAAUUCGUCGAGAAGUUCAAGAAAUUCAACGAAGCUUUCCGGAAAGAGUACGCAUGA
This is a messenger RNA of Ostreobium quekettii, 1515 nucleotides long. The record is from the annotation of a GenBank genome assembly. NCBI's taxonomy places the organism in Eukaryota, Viridiplantae, Chlorophyta, Ulvophyceae, Bryopsidales, Ostreobiaceae.